CACUUGUCGACGACAGACACACCGGCUGCUGCUGCUCCACCAUCAUGUUCUCAUUCGUGACGGCGCAAUACCAAUGGUACAAGCUUGAGUUUGGAUUGACACUGCUGUCUCCAUGGGAAGUCUUCACCUUCAACGCGAUCGUGCUCUUCGUCCUCAGCGCGACAGCCUACUUCUCGCUCCACGCAAUCGACUAUUUGGUGUAGAGGACAAUCUGCACGCGCCAUGUAACCACGCAAAUAUCAGUCCACUUCACGCGA
Molecule: messenger RNA, 257 nt
Organism: Aphanomyces invadans
Lineage: Eukaryota; Oomycota; Saprolegniomycetes; Saprolegniales; Verrucalvaceae
Exons: 2
Coding region: 45-203 (52 amino acids)
Source: RefSeq, a predicted model, not a curated record